Molecule: messenger RNA, 1080 nt
Organism: Lodderomyces oxycetoniae
Lineage: Eukaryota; Fungi; Ascomycota; Pichiomycetes; Serinales; Debaryomycetaceae
Product: exosome non-catalytic core subunit
Exons: 1
Coding region: 1-1080 (359 amino acids)
Biological process (GO): CUT catabolic process; TRAMP-dependent tRNA surveillance pathway; exonucleolytic trimming to generate mature 3'-end of 5.8S rRNA from tricistronic rRNA transcript (SSU-rRNA, 5.8S rRNA, LSU-rRNA)
Cellular component (GO): cytoplasmic exosome (RNase complex); nuclear exosome (RNase complex)
Molecular function (GO): RNA binding
Source: RefSeq, a predicted model, not a curated record
AUGGAUGUUGCUGAUGUAAUAAGCAUAACAAGACCAAUUCCAAGGACGGAAGAGGAGGAGGAGGAGGAGGAGGAGGAGGAAACGGAAAAUUUGGAGGUUUCUGAUGUUGAGAUGGACAACACUAAUGGAGAUAUAUUGAGAAAUCCCAACCAAGGGUCAAUAGUGACACCAGGUGAGUUGAUAACCGAAGAUCCUGUAUGGAUGAAAGGUCAUGGCACAUACUUUAUCAACGACAAAACCUACUCGUCUGUUGUGGGCAAUAUAUCACGAGUUAACCGUCUUUUAAGUGUUAAUCCUAUACGAGGCAAAUAUUCUCCCGAGACAGGUGAUCAUGUUGUUGGGCGCAUAACAGAAGUAGCCAACAAGAGGUGGAAAGUAGAUAUUGGCACAAAGCAGGAUGCGAUUUUGAUGUUGGGGUCAGUGAAUCUUCCAGGCGGGAUAUUGCGCCGUAAAUCUGAAUCUGAUGAAUUACAAAUGCGCAACUUUUUGAAAGAAGGUGACUUGUUGAAUUGCGAGGUUCAAACUAUAUUCAAUAAUGGAAUUGCAUCGUUGCAUACUAGAUCUCUCAAGUAUGGGAAACUAAGAAACGGGAUAUUUUUGAAGAUCCCCAGUUCCUUAGUUAUCAAAUCCAAGAAUCAUAGCUUAGAUUUACCCGGGAAUGUUUCUGUAAUACUUGGGGUCAAUGGAUACGUUUGGCUUUACAAGACAAAGAAAAAUUUAAAUAAGCUGGCAUUGGCAACGACCAGCAUAGUGAGUGGCGGCUCCAAAUUGCAACAAGCAGGAAAAGAAUACUCGCCGGGACAAGGUUCCAUUUCAAUAACAAGACUAGAAGAAGAAAGUUCCUGGGAAAUAUAUAGUGAUAAAAAUGAAGAAAUAAAUUCCCUGAUUAGGAACAAUAUUGCGAGGUACUAUAAUGUUAUCAAGGCCUUGACAUUUGGUGAGUUGGGAAUUACGGAACAGAGAAUAAUAAUGGGUUAUGAGGCCAGUUUGUCGUAUUCCAAUGUUGGUAGUUUGAACGACCGUGAGUCUAUGGAACAAUUGUGUCGUGAAGUGUUGAAUAGUGAAAAAAUGAGAGGUUGA